Haemonchus placei is the source of this 624-nucleotide messenger RNA. The record is from the annotation of a GenBank genome assembly. Lineage: Eukaryota; Metazoa; Nematoda; Chromadorea; Rhabditida; Trichostrongylidae.
AUGGCUGAUGAAGAACUUGCAAGUUACCGGCUUCAGUUUCAGCAGGUUGAAGCUGCUCUUCUUGGUGAUCCAGACAACGAAGAAUUAAAGAAGCUGAAAGCAGAUCUCGAAGAAGUUAUAGCACUUCAGGUGGGUGAUCGUGUCAUGGCGCCACUGCCCAACGGAAACCGUGGUGUAGCAGUUGUGGAUUCAUUAACUGCUGCAGGAGUUGCAGUUUUGUUCAUUAGCAGCGGUCAGAAAACAAUCGUCGAUCCAUCCGAUCUCAGCGACGCUCCUGAUGCUGGUAAAAAGCACUACGUAUUCGACACGCGCAGUGCUAUUUCGAAGACCGCAGCGAAUAAAAAGGAAUGGCUUGCUGAACGUGAACGACGUCGUUUGCGAGCUCAGAAAAAGGAGAUGAAGAGAAAAGAACUCGAUCUAGCAAAGGAAUCCGAAAAGAACAAUUGGCUCAAGUUUAAUAGCAAGGCGGUUUCCAAAGGAAUAAAGGGCAUGAAACGAAUAACUGCGACUGGUUCCGCUCAAGAUGGCCCUGCUGGAGGAGUGAAAGCUCAGACAAUCGUUUCAUCGAGAGCCAACCAGUUUGCGUUCAAAUCGGCACGAGGCGCUAUGGAUUCCCUGUUUUGA